Lynx canadensis (Canada lynx) is the source of this 3347-nucleotide messenger RNA. RefSeq names its product major facilitator superfamily domain containing 13A (gene SLC68A1). The transcript is spliced from 9 exons. The coding region runs from base 367 to 1920 and encodes 517 amino acids. The record is from RefSeq and is a predicted model, not a curated record. NCBI's taxonomy places the organism in Eukaryota, Metazoa, Chordata, Mammalia, Carnivora, Felidae.
UACACACGAGGAAACCUAGGCUCAGACAGGUUAAGUGACUUGCCUGAGGUUACAUUCUUAGUAGGAAGUGCAUUUGGGAUUUAAACUCUGCCUCUUCUGAUGGCAAAAGUCACACCCUUCCCUCCCACUUCAACCCCCUCUGAGGUUUUCUUCUGCCAUUUCAGCAGGAAGCCAGCUGGUGGAGGCUGGGGACUUGCCUGCAAGGUUUACCUUCUAGCAACCAGGGCAGGUCACUGGACAUCUGGGUAGGGGCCUGGGAGCCUUCACUCCCUUUGGACAAAGGCUUUGGAGGGACAAGAAUGGCUAGACUGCCCUUGGCUGUGAGCACUCCUCAGUGCUCCUGGGGCUGAGGCUGAGCUGGCAGCCAUGGGGCUGGGCAGGCUCCAGGCUUGGAUGCUGGGCCUGCCCACGGCUGUGGUCUAUGGCUCCCUGGCCCUCUUCAUCUCCGUCCUGCACAACGUGUUCCUGCUUUACUAUGUGGACACCUUUGUCUCGGUGUACAAGAUCAACAAAACUGCCUUCUGGGUUGGAGAGACGGUGUUUCUCCUCUGGAACAGCCUCAACGACCCCCUCUUCGGUUGGCUGAGUGACCGUCAGUUCCUCAGCUCCCAGCCCCGGUCGGGUGCCGGGCUCUCCUCCAGGGCCGUGGUGCUGGCACGGGUGCGGGCCCUGGGCUGGCACGGGCCGCUGCUGGCAUUGUCGUUCCUGGCAUUCUGGGUGCCCUGGGCCCCAGCUGGCCUGCAGUUCUUGCUGUGCCUGUGCCUCUAUGAUGGUUUCCUGACUCUCGUGGACCUGCACCAUCAUGCCUUGCUGGCUGACCUGGCCCUCUCUGCCCAUGACCGUACCCACCUCAACUUCUACUGCUCCCUCUUCAGUGCAGCUGGCUCCCUCUCCGUCUUUGCCUCCUAUGCCUUCUGGAACAAGGAAGACUUCUCUUCCUUCCGCACCUUCUGCGUGGCACUGGCCACUGGCUCUGGGCUGGGCUUUGUGGGGGCCACACGGCUGCUUAGGAGGCGGGUUGAGGCAGCCGGUAGGGAGCCGGAGUGCCCAGCCCUGGCUGUAGAUGGCGGCCUGUGUGGAGAGGAGCUGCUUGUGGGCUGCAAGGAAGCAGGCAGCAUCACUUUGGGCCAGUACCUCCAGCAGCUGGCACGCCACCGGAACUUCCUGUGGUUCGUGGGCAUGGACCUGGUGCAGGUGUUUCACUGCCACUUCAACAGCAACUUCUUCCCCCUCUUCCUGGAGCAUCUGUUGUCGGACCACAUCUCCCUGUCCACGGGCUCCUUCCUGUUGGGCAUCUCCUAUGUCGCUCCCCACCUCAACAACCUCUACUUCCUGCCCUUGUGCCGGCGUUGGGGUGUCUACGCCGUGGUGCGGGGGCUCUUCCUGCUCAAGCUGGGCCUGAGCCUGCUCAUGCUGUUGGCUGGCCCUGACCGCCCCGGCCUGCUCUGCCUCUUCAUUGCCAGUAACCGUGUUUUCACUGAGGGCACCUGUAAGCUGUUGACUCUGGUGGUCACUGACCUGGUGGACGAGGACCUGGUGUUGAACCACCGUAAGCAGGCGGCCUCAGCUCUUCUCUUUGGCAUGGUGGCCCUGGUGACCAAGCCAGGCCAGACCUUCGCCCCGCUGCUGGGCACCUGGCUGCUCUGCUUCUAUACAGGUCACGAUCUCUUCCAGCAGCCCCCGCUGGCCCCCAUGGGGAGUGCUCAGCCAUGGCCAGAGCCCCCGGCCCCGCCCCCGGCGCAGGCCCCGACGCUCCGCCAGGGCUGCUUCUACCUGUUGGUGCUGGUGCCCAUCACCUGUGCUGUGCUGCAGCUGUUCACUUGGUCCCAGUUCACACUGCACGGGAGACGCCUGCACAUGGUCAAAGCCCAGCGCCAGAACCUAUCACGGGCCCAAACCCUGGAGGUUAAGAUGGUGUGACAGGCAGGCACAGCAAGGCCAUCCUGCUGAUGACACCGUCUGCCACCCUGGUCAGGAGCCACUUUUGCCAGCCCCCCAUCUGCCGCUGUGCCUUUAUUGGGGCACAGCCUGGAGGACAGAUAGCAGAGUGGGAGUUUCUGAGGCUGAGCCGGGAGCGUCACUGGGGUCUAAGUUCCUGCUUGGCUGUCUGACCCAGCUUGGGCAAGGGCUGGGCUGUAUGUGCUCAGGGACCUCUUCCCCCUUUGGGGCUGGAGGAAGAAGAGAACCAAGAAGGGAUAGGGCCGCCCUGUGGUCACACGGGGUUGCUGCAUGGGCAGCAUGGGGGCCUAUCCCACUACCUGGCUGGGGCCGGUGCUUUGUGCGGUCUCAGAAGCCACUUUCACCCACUCAGGGGAAGCUGUGAGUCCCACUGCCCCCUCCCUCCACCUUUCCAGUGGUUUCUCUGAGCUGUCUGCUUCAGCUGUGCCUGAAGGAGUGUGCCCUAGCUGCUGCAGGGCUUCCCCACCCCCACCUGGCCUCUAAAAGAGGCUCAUUUCAUCGCAGACUGAUUAAAGUCAGUCAUUUCUAUUCCCAUUCUUGAGGUGUGUGCUGUGUGUGGGAGCAGUGGGUUGGUGGGGCUGGGGAACAGGAUUCCUCACUUAAUAGGAAAAGUACCCUGAGAACGUUCUUCUGCCGAUGAGUUGGUGGUGGUGAUGGGGGAGGGCACCCUCAUCAGAUUUUUCACUGAGGGAGCAGGAAAAGCAUGCAGACUGGUAUCUGCGUGGGUAUUUGGGAGCAAAAUGACUUGGAGGCCUGUGGUCAUGUCCCGGUGCCUUUCCUCUACACCACUGCCAGACACGGUGAGCAAGAGCAGCUGCUUCCAAGACUGAGGUCCCCAACCCUGGAGUCACUGGGAGCUCUCAAAAAUGCUGAGGUCUUGAGUUCUGUUCCUCCAGAUUCGGAUUUCAUGGAUCUGGGGUAUGGCCUGAGCACUGGGGUUUUGGAAAGCUCUGUGAUUUUACUGGGCACCUGUGACUAAUGCCCCUGUGCUCUAGGCCAGUGUUUGUCAACCUAGAGAUACUUGGAGCCAGAUAGUUCUUUGUUAUGGAUAUUUAUAACAGCAUCCCUGGCCUCUCCUAGAUGCCAGUAGCAUCUCACUACCAGUUGUGACAACCAGAUGUCUCCAGACAUCACCAAAUGUGUCCCACAGGCAAAAUUGGCUUGAUUGGGAACUACUUACUGCUCAAGGCCAAUGGUUUUUGAAGGUCUAUACAGUGGUUAAAGAUUUUGGCUCUAGGGCUGUAUUGCCUGGGUUCAUAUCCUAGCUAAUAAAGAGCAGAGCUCUGGGAAAUUACAUAAUCUUUCUGUGGCUCUAUUUCCCCACCUGCAAGGUGGAUAAUAAAAAUACCUACACACUUACACACUUUGUAGGGUUGUUGGAUCAAAUA